This is a messenger RNA of Danio rerio (zebrafish), 1830 nucleotides long. The record is from RefSeq and is a predicted model, not a curated record. Lineage: Eukaryota; Metazoa; Chordata; Actinopteri; Cypriniformes; Danionidae.
CAGACAUCUACACUCACACACACACCUUUCCAUUUCUCGACAUUGGUGGUUUUAGGAUGUAAACACUCCCCACCUGCUUUCCUAAAAGCUCAGUGUGGGGUGAUGCUCAAUUCGGAAGGUAUGAAGACCCCUUUGAGCCCCACCCAGCUGAUAGAAAACGGACAGCUGUGCUUUGCCAUCCCUGGCUGUGUGGAGGUAAAGGAGCCCACUAAUGCCAACGUAGACAUGCAGCUGCAGCAGGAGAAGAAGAAGCUGCUUUACUCGCUGUGUGAUGUCUGUAACAUCCAGCUGCACUCCGCCGCUCAGGCCCAGGUCCACUACAACGGCAAGUCUCACCUCAAGAGGGUCAAGCAGUUGAAUAAUGGAGAGGUGCCCAAAGCAAGCGCUAGCUUGGCUCCCACUUCUCUGCAGUCUCUCAGCAGCAGCAGCAGUCAAGGAAGUUCCUGUCACAGCAACACACUCCCCACACUGGUCCGGACUCCGUCUCUAAUGAUGCAGUCCGGUCUGGACAUGAAGCCUUUCAUGACCUUCCCCGUGGAGAGCUCCUCUCCGGUCGGCCUGUUCCCUAAUUUCAAUACGAUGGACCCCGUCCAGAAAGCAGUAAUCAACCACACAUUUGGAGUCUCCAUUCCUCCCAAGAAAAAGCAAGUUAUUUCUUGCAACAUCUGUCAGCUCCGCUUUAAUUCAGAUAGCCAAGCCGAGGCGCACUACAAAGGCAGUAAACAUGCCAAGAAGCUCAAAGCACAGGAGUCACCGAAAAAUAAGCAGAAAAGUGCAGUCGCCCAGGACAGCGGCACUAAGACAAUCACCAGCACCUCCACCAACACCACCACCACCACCACCACCUCCUCCUGCACUGCAGUCACUGCCAGCUGCUCUGACCAAACAGAGAAAAGUACAGAGCCGUUGGCUGCGCACAAAGUCCCAGCCUCCCCGCAAGCUUUUGUGCCAGCUCCUGUUGCGCCCGCGGUGGCAUUAGUGCCCAGCCCUUGCAAGACAGCACCCGUGCAUGCCAGCCCACCCACCGAGCCGACAGGACUCGCAGUGGCCCUGAAGAACACCUCCAAACCAGCAGCGUUGCCAACGGCCCCGUCAGAGCCCAGCGUGGAGUCCGAGGAGGAGAAAGCCAAAAAGCUCCUGUACUGUUCGUUGUGCAAAGUGGCUGUCAACUCCCUCUCUCAGCUGGAGGCCCACAACACAGGUUCAAAGCACAAAACCAUGCUGGAGGCACGAAAUGGAGCAGGUCCCAUUAAAGCGUACCCCAGACCCGGGUCCAAACUCAAAGUUCAGGCCACACAGCUGAACAAAGGCUCAGGCUUACAGAACAAGACGUUUCAUUGCGAAAUCUGUGAUGUCCACGUCAACUCAGAAAUCCAGCUUAAACAGCACAUCUCCAGCAGGCGGCACAAGGACAGAGUGGCAGGCAAACCCACCAAACCCAAAUACAGCCCAUACAACAAACAGCAGCGCAGCUCCAGCUCUCUGGCAGCCAAACUCGCCCUGCAGAAUGACUUGGUGAAGCCCAUUUCACCAGCCUUCCUCCCGUCACCCUUCUCUACGACCACAGUCCCGUCCAUCUCUCUCCACCCUCGCCCCAACACCUCCAUCUUCCAGACGGCUUCACUUCCGCACUCGUUUCUCCGUGCCGCUCCCGGACCCAUUCGACCCACUACCGGCUCCAUCCUCUUUGCGCCUUACUGAGCGGCUGGAUAUUGAAACAGUGGUGUAUUUAUUGAAACUUUAUCCUCAACUGUCCUCACCAUCACGAAAACCCAAUAAGGAUAUCGUCUUCGUGAGGACUUUUGCAUUUAAAAAUUAAAAAAAAAAAAA